AGAAAAAAGAAACAAGGAACAUAACAAGAAAGAAUCUUGCCGCAAGCUGCGUACUGUAAAACCCUCUCAACUCUCCGUCGGUCUCUCCACGCCGCCUAAAGAAGGCUGCUUUCUGUCUUUCGGACCCGAAGCUCUUAAACCCGGUUUCCUGGCCAAGAACAAAAGAAGAAAAGGGAGAUAUGGAGGAUAAGCUCAUGAACUCUGUACACUCCACCGUUUUUAAAGAGUCAGAUUCCCUUGAGGGGAAGUGUACUAAAAUUGAGGGUUAUGACUUCAAUCAGGGUGUAAACUACUCCCAGCUUCUCAAGUCCAUGCUUUCCACUGGAUUUCAAGCUUCCAAUCUUGGAGAAGCUAUGGAAAUUGUCAAUGAGAUGCUAGACUGGAGGCUUGCUGAUGAGGCUAUAACUGAGGACUGCAGUGAGGAGAAGGAUCCUGCCUACAGAGAAUCUGUCAGAUGCAAGGUCUUUUUGGGUUUUACAUCAAAUCUUAUUUCAUCUGGUCUUCGAGAUACUGUUCGUUAUCUUACUGAGCAUCACAUGGUUGAUGUAAUAGUUACUACAACUGGUGGCAUAGAAGAAGAUCUCAUAAAGUGCCUUGCACCAACAUAUAAAGGUGAUUUUUAUCUACCUGGUGCUCAGUUACGUUCAAGAGGAUUGAAUCGCAUUGGUAACUUGUUGGUUCCUAAUGACAACUACUGCAAAUUUGAGGAUUGGAUCAUUCCAAUUUUUGAUCAGAUGUUGAAGGAACAACUUGAAGAGAAUAUAUUGUGGACUCCAUCAAAGUUAAUUGCACGCUUGGGAAGAGAAAUAAAUAAUGAAAGUUCAUACCUCUACUGGGCAUACAAGAACGAGAUUCCUGUCUUCUGUCCAGGCUUAACAGAUGGCUCUUUGGGGGAUAUGUUGUAUUUUCAUUCCUUUCGCAGCCCAGGUCUGAUAAUUGAUGUAGUGCAAGAUAUUAGGGCCAUGAAUAGUGAAGCAGUCCAUGCAAGUCCCAGGAAAACAGGAAUGAUAAUUCUAGGAGGUGGACUGCCAAAGCAUCAUAUCUGCAAUGCUAAUAUGAUGCGUAAUGGUGCUGAUUAUGCUGUUUACAUAAAUACAGCACAAGAGUUUGAUGGGAGUGAUUCUGGAGCCCGGCCUGAUGAGGCUAUUUCAUGGGGGAAAAUACGAGGUUCUGCUAAAACGGUUAAGGUACAUUGUGACGCAACUAUUGCUUUCCCUCUGCUGGUAGCAGAAACAUUUGCUUCAAGGUGGAAGAAAUCUGUCAAUAUCAAGGCCUAGUUCAAUUUUUUUUAACGAGUGCAGAUUCAUGUAAUAUCACUAUUAAAAAUCUCGUUAUUUGUCCCUCGUAUCAUUGAGCUGGCAUCCUAGGGAAGAUGAUACUAUAUAAAAGGAGGUCAAUGCACUUUGCUCUGCCAUGGUAUAAAUGAAGAGAAAAUGAGUGCAUUGUGUUUCCUAAAUUGAGAGUUUAUAUUAGAGGUUGGAGAACUGUGAGAGGAAGUCUAUUGUCUUUCAAGUUAUUUAAAUUGCUUGUAGCUGAACUCGUAAACCUGCCGAGGCAUCUUACUGCAUUGUCUUUGGCUGAUUUAUAGCCAGAACGAUUAAUAAAUUACUUUAAAUGCUCUCACUUUCACAUCAAA
Messenger RNA from Theobroma cacao (cacao), 1636 nucleotides. It is a transcript of the gene DHS, whose product is annotated as deoxyhypusine synthase. Gene Ontology annotation, biological process: peptidyl-hypusine biosynthetic process. Gene Ontology annotation, molecular function: deoxyhypusine synthase activity. NCBI's taxonomy places the organism in Eukaryota, Viridiplantae, Streptophyta, Magnoliopsida, Malvales, Malvaceae. The record is from RefSeq and is a predicted model, not a curated record. Gene Ontology annotation, cellular component: cytoplasm.